Solea senegalensis (Senegalese sole) is the source of this 1726-nucleotide messenger RNA. It is a transcript of the gene mbd4, whose product is annotated as methyl-CpG binding domain protein 4. Gene Ontology annotation, cellular component: nucleus. The transcript has 8 exons. The record is from RefSeq and is a predicted model, not a curated record. Bases 170 to 1588 code for a protein of 472 amino acids. Gene Ontology annotation, molecular function: catalytic activity; DNA binding. Gene Ontology annotation, biological process: DNA repair. NCBI's taxonomy places the organism in Eukaryota, Metazoa, Chordata, Actinopteri, Pleuronectiformes, Soleidae.
GGAGCUGUUGUGUGUUUUCACAGCAAACUCACUUCCACCCUCGCUGUUGUCUUCAGAGCUUCACAAAGAGGACAGAGAGGACAGAGAGGACACACUCGUCUCCACGCCUUUACGCACAGUCUACUUCCAUCACAGCCAGGAUCAAAAAAACAACACUGCUUGUAAAGAAAUGCAUCCCAUAGACAGUGACAUCAUCCAGCUGGAGACCAGUGGAGACAGAAACAACCAAAGUAAAGAAGACAAAGAGGAUUUGUGCCAAAUUUCCACCACGAUGCCCACCGGCUGGAUCAGAGAGGUUCGGCAGAGGCGAGGAGGCAAGACAGCAGGCAAACUGGACGUGUAUAUUACAAGUCCUCAAGGGCAGAGGUUCCGGUCAAGGUCAUCCCUGCACGCUUUCCUCCUCAAAAAUGUAGAAGACAACUUGGACAUAAGCCUCUUCAGUUUCACCGCAUCCAAGGAUGAUGUCACCGCAGCGUCACAAAUGCUUCCCACCCAAAUCAGAAAGGGCAGAACAAAGAAAAAGCGUGCUAAUAAACAAGAGGAGACGACAGAAAACCUGGAUCCACCUCCAAAUGAAUCUACAAGAGCCGCUUGCUCCCGCAGAAGAACUCCAGAAGCAGAUGUAAAGAGUGCAGAUGAUACUAAUCACGUUAGUGAUGUUUGUCCAGAGGAAACUGAUGAGACUAUGGAGUCCUGUGUACAAGAUGCAGUCGUGCAGGAUGACGUGACACUGCAGAGGAGUCAUCAGAGAGCCGGGCUGAGAGGAAAACUUCUACAAACGACUCCAUCUGUCAAACGAAAACCCACUUCCACUGAUCACGAGGACAAACAGGGAGACGCACAGUCGUCUAUUCCUACUCUGAACGUUCACCCCGCCACUGACAGUGACAGCGAGGGUGAACGAGGUGAAAAAAUGAAAAAUGUUCACAGCAAAGGUGGCAACGAGCCUAAUUCUGAACAGGAGACCGACGCCGACAGUCGCAUAAAUGUGGAAGACAAGGUGUUGUUACCUGACGUCCCUGUGAACAGCUGCACGCCAGUGAGAGACUCUCAAAAUAGGCCCAAGAGCUUGGAUGACAAACGGAAAACAAGCCCUUAUUUCAGUGGGAAACUCUCAAACGAUGGACUUAGCCCUCCCAGGAGAAAGGUCUUCAAGAAGUGGACGCCCCCCCGUUCUCCGUUUAAUCUAGUACAAGAAACACUCUUCCAUGACCCGUGGAAGCUCCUGGUUGCCACAAUUUUCCUAAACCGGACCACUGGUAAAGUUGCCAUUCCAGUGCUGUGGCAGUUUUUCGAGCAGUACUCGUCUGCAGAACUGACCCGCGAGGCCGACUGGAAGCCCAUAUCUGAACUUAUGCAACCACUCGGCCUCUAUGAGCUCAGAGCCAAAACACUCAUCCGCUUCUCAGAUGAAUAUCUAACUAAACAGUGGCGUUACCCCAUCGAGCUGCACGGGAUUGGGAAAUACGGCAAUGACUCCUAUAGGAUCUUCUGUGUGGGAGAGUGGAGAGAUGUGACCCCCGAGGAUCACAUGUUAAACAAAUAUCACGCCUGGCUGUGGGAGAACCACGAAACUCUUGGAAUCUGAAACACAAAGGAGGAGGAUCUGAAGACUUGUGGACCCUGUAGUGACAGCAUUUAUCUUAAAAAGCAUUAUGAUGAAUUAUGUUCACGUCGUUUUGAUGAACAUGUUUACAUUCAGGUUCAUGCUCAACAGCAGUUUUAA